AUGGCAGGGCACAUCAUCCUCGUCUCCUGUUUGCUAGCAAUCUGCCUACCCAUCAUCUGCGUACAGCUGCCUCGCUUCGCGACCGUCAAGGAAGUGCACGCUGAGACCGAGGCAGAAACACGAUCCACGCUACUACGACAACGAACACUAUCACCAUCGGGAGCGCGGGAGGUCCUGCGACGGUUCGCACGAUCCUGGUCCGAGGCCAGUCUCGAAAUCGCAAGUGCGGACCCGGAGCAGGAGCAAAGUGGCUUUGGAAACGCCGCGGCGCCCUCGGGUGGACGAAGAUGGUAUACGGGUACAUCCAGGGCCACCUUCCAAGGCGACGCGUGUGCGGACGGCAGACGCUCGUCGAAAGAAGAAGUCGAGCUGAGAAAGGCGAGAGCAGGCAAGAAGCCCUGGGACCCGCCAUUCAAAAGGCAGCUUGCAGGGACUGAGCUCGCUGGGAAGAGUCCCGUGGGACGGUGGCACGCUGUUACGGACGCUUCACCACCACGCAAAACGGGCCGGGAUUUGGAAGCACGAGGUCUUGCAAGGAGAUUGUUCCCGCCAGACCCCGUGACUGAGAUGGACGGGAGCGAGUAUGACCGAUUGCAAUCACCGCAUGAGAUACUGAAUGGGCGUCCUCCACCGAAGAAUCAAUCGCAAUCGCACGGCAUGAAAGCUGGACCAUCUAGUGAGCCACAGUCGAGGCCUUCACAGACUGCAAGCAUGCCACCUCUACCGACCGAUUCAGAGUCUUUGCCGUCGCCGCUUGAUGGAUCACCGCUGCUCUCUGAGACCUACCUACCGCAAAGCACCCCACCUAUCCAGACCAGAGGGCACCGAAGGUGUCGCUGCCACCAUUCUGGUCAUUCUGGCUCUGAAUCCACAGUCCCAGAGCCGCCUAACGUUGCAUCAACGGCAGCCAAGGAAUCCUACCCAUUUGGAGGGGGUCUGCUCUGCCAAACGUGCCCUCGUUCUUGUCCAAGAUUGUCUGUCGAGCCCUGCGAACACCCUUCGACCGAUUCACCGAAAUCCCGACAAGACGACGUUAAAGCCAUCCCUCAUGAACAUCGAAAAGUGACGGGUCAUGAUCCCUCCGAAAACUCUGCGAAGCAAAGUCCAAUGGAUACUGGCAAGAGCAGCCCUAAGGACGUUGUAAAGCAAGCUCCCAUAGGCGCCCCAAGACCUUCCGGUAAAGACCGCAAGAUAAGUAUGCCGCUAUGGCAAAUAUUGCUGGUCGCCAUGGGGUUCGUCACGUUCGUGUUCGCUGUCGCCAUCCUGGUCGCGCAUUGCCUGGCUUGGUUCCUGGUGUACAAGACCGAAGCGCGUUUGGGCGAGGUGCGGGCAGGCCUUUUGAGAGGUGGAGAGAUGAAGUUGUGCCUCUGCGGUAGAGGCUGA
Messenger RNA from Didymella exigua CBS 183.55, 1383 nucleotides. RefSeq lists its product as uncharacterized. The transcript has a single exon. The coding region runs from base 1 to 1383 and encodes 460 amino acids. NCBI's taxonomy places the organism in Eukaryota, Fungi, Ascomycota, Dothideomycetes, Pleosporales, Didymellaceae. The record is from RefSeq and is a predicted model, not a curated record.